UUCAUAGUUGACAGGUAUACACAUUGUUGAAUUUCAUAAUCGAAUCUACCUUCUAAAAGUUAUUAUGCGGGACGUACACACUUGCCACCUUCGUAAAAAUAGAUCCUCCGACUCUGGCUUCAUCAAGUUACGACCUAAUGCGACCAUUCUACAGAUCCUCCAAGUGAAAAUCAAGCUGUUGCUGAUGCUGGAUAUGACCAACUGGAACAGCCAAGAGUAUUUCCCCACUCAGUCCAUGAUGAGAUCCGAACUGAGAAGACACUUGAGUGGGCCUUGCUACAUUAUCCACCCCUUCAGCAAAUUCAACACUUUCUUCGAAUUCCUGACAUUCAUCAUAUGGCUCUUCAGAUAUGGGAUCUUCAUGGUAAGAUGGCAUCGAGUUUUCAUUAUCAUCAACCCAUUACUGCAAUUCAUUCAGGCGAUUUUCAUCUUGUACCAUUUUUUCCUUGGUUAUGUGGACUACAACAAGAGGGAAAUCGUCAUUGGACUAAGGCAGAUUGCCUGGUAUUAUAUCAGAACUUACUUCAUUAUUGAUAUGUUCGUUAUAUUUUGUGAUGCAACCACAGCAGACAAUGUCAAUAACGGCUACAAUAUCGCUAAAGUGAUUGCUUACGUUUUUGCCAUUAUCAUGAGAUUCCCACACAACCAUAAACGGCUUCGUGACAUCCUGCUGCAUUUCCAAGUGCAUAGAGCAAUCAUAUUCUUCGUAUGUCACAGUUUCGUGUUGACAUUUAUGCUGCAUUUCCUGACUAUGAUUUUCAUUUUGAUACCAACAUUUAUCCAUGGCAAUGAUCAACCUGUUGAUGGAUGGAUUUACAAUUGUGCCCACACAAAAUCAGUCAUUUACGAAACGUUCGGUAUCAUAUAUAGUCAUGGUUUCCUCAUCAUAACUUGUAAUUUCUUCGGAAUUGGUCAUCAAUACUAUCCCAGAAAGCCAGAGGAAAAUGUAUUUCUCACUUUCGUAUGCGUCUUCGGCAGACUGUACACUUUAGUGUUAUUAUCUAACGUCCUCGAAAUAUUCGGCUAUCCAGAUAUAUCUCAGUCCGAAUACGAAAAGCUCUUGAAUGAAUUGAGAGAAUACAGUAUUUCCAGGAAUCUACCGAAGAUACUGUAUGAGAAGCUCAAAAUGCUGUUCGAGUAUAAAUUACAAAAGAGUUAUUUCAAUGAGAAAGAGAUUUUAUCAACGCUGACAGAACAGCUGAAGGCUGAUGUCUUCCUGUAUGGCGCUAGAAAGUUGAUUGCAAGAGUCGAAACCUUCAAAACGUUGCCUAAUACUGCUCUUGCCGAACUCUUUUCGCAUAUGAACUCAAGAGUGUAUCUACCCAAUGAAGUGAUAAGGAACAGUGAUGAUGCCUUGGAAUCAGUUUACUUCGUUUCUUCUGGUUGCGUGGCAUUAUACUUGAACGGUGUCUGGGAGAUCAGCCACUUCAAUGAUGGAGACGAAUUCGGAAUGAUAAAGUUAUUCUAUAAUGUGAGAGAUGACGAGCAUCUGACUUACGUUGCCGUAGAGUCUACCGAAAUAUAUACGAUAAGAAAGAGGCAUUUAUUGGCGUACUUCACCAAAUAUCCUGAGGUUGAAAAAUUCUUCGGGGAACGAGCGAAGGAGAGAGCAGCGAUGAUAACGAAUAGAAAGAAGGUCUUGGGAAAAGUUGGUUUGGACUUGUUAUCUCAGAUGAAGGCUGGUACCAUUUUAGAAGAGCCAAGGCUGCGACCCUUCGAGUUGAAUUAGUGUAGGUUCAGGAAUUUCGAGGAUUAGUUCGAUUUAACCUCUAAAGUAUUCAAAAGUGUAUCAAGUUGUUCAUAUCAGUUUUGUAAAUAGUCUGUAAUCAUCAUUGAUUCUAAUGCGUUUUUGAGUUCUCAAUUGUUCAGAUUGUUAUAAUUU
This is a messenger RNA of Phaedon cochleariae (mustard beetle), 1882 nucleotides long. Lineage: Eukaryota; Metazoa; Arthropoda; Insecta; Coleoptera; Chrysomelidae. The record is from the annotation of a GenBank genome assembly.